Molecule: messenger RNA, 549 nt
Organism: Neltuma alba
Lineage: Eukaryota; Viridiplantae; Streptophyta; Magnoliopsida; Fabales; Fabaceae
Product: disease resistance protein TAO1-like
Exons: 2
Coding region: 1-549 (182 amino acids)
Biological process (GO): signal transduction; defense response
Source: RefSeq, a predicted model, not a curated record
AUGGAUGAUGUGAUCCAAAAGCUGGAUGCCUGUGGAUGCCAUGCUCGCAUAGGGAUAGAAGUCCUGGAGGAUCGAGGCCUGGUAACCAUUGACAACAACAAAUUACUUAGAAUGCAUAAUCUGUUGCAGCUCACUGGAAAGCAAAUCAUAUGUCAAACUUCGCGAAACGAGCUUGGAAAUCGAGGUCUCUACGUUAUGCUGGCAUUCAUGUUUUCAAAGAUCAUGUUGAGCUUCCCAAAAGGAAAGUACCUCAAAGCGGAACUAUUGCAAGCAAUUGGAAGUUCAAAAAUCUCAAUCGUCAUCUUCUCUGGGGAAUAUGUUGGAUCUAAGUGGUGUUUAGAGGAAUUAUCAAUGAUCACGGAGCUUCAUGAAUCAAAUAACAAUCAGGUGAUUCUACCUGUGUUUUACCAUGUGGAUCCAUCAGAAAUUCAUCAUCAAAGUUCACAUUUUGGAAUAGUAUUUAAAGAUCUCAUAAAAGGUAAUUCAUCACCAUCAAAAGAUCGAGUUUCAGAGUGGGGGAAGCCCUUGCUAAGGCUGGAAGCCUUGUAG